Messenger RNA from Tetrahymena thermophila SB210, 4929 nucleotides. RefSeq names its product BTB/POZ domain protein. The transcript is spliced from 12 exons. Gene Ontology annotation, molecular function: protein binding. Lineage: Eukaryota; Ciliophora; Oligohymenophorea; Hymenostomatida; Tetrahymenidae. The record is from RefSeq and is a predicted model, not a curated record.
AUGAUAUAAGAAUGCGAGUUUAAGGAUUUUUUGGAUAUUUUUUAUUAAGGCAUCAACAGAUAGAGGAAAGAAUAUGCAUAGGAAAUACUGAGUGAAGACCAAUAAAUUUCAAUUUAAAUUCUUGAUUAGAUUCUCAAAGGAAAUUAAAAAGAGCAAGAAGACAAAAGAGCUCUUUACAAAAAAUGUGAGAUGUUUUGUGGUGAAGAAGAUAUUAUUUUUUGCAAGUAAGAAAUGUAAAUGAAUUAAUAUUCUACAAAUCGCUCUGAAGUAGAAGAAGCAAUUCACUAUCUUUUUAACUAGAUUUAUUUGGACAAUAAAAAGGAAAUUUAGUAUAAUAAAAAACUAACUCAUAUGAAAAUCCACUUAAUUAAGACACAUACUGAUGUUUUAAGGUCUUGCUUUAUGCUCUCUGCAAAACCUCUUCAAAUAAUUGAAUUUUCUUAUGAUACCUUAAUGGAAUCUUAUUUAAUUUAAGGAAGACUCAAUAGAUAUAUAUCUUAAGAGCCUAUUAAUUUAUAUGCUUUAAAAAUAAUUGAUUAAUUUAAUAUGAAGGAAAUUGUAAUUGGUCCUGGUAGAGGACAGAUUGAUGAAAAGUUGAAUUUCAAAUUUAAAAUACCAUAUCAGCUCUUAAAGGAUUCUGGCAUUUAACCAUCAAACAAUAAAUGUGAGAUUGAAUUCUUUCACAAAAUAGAGGCUGAUAUCUCUCAUUAUAACCAUUUCGGAUUUAAUUUUGUGGAUAUAGACCACACAUAUUCAUUGAUUAUGAGACAAUCUUUUCAUCCAGUUCAAAAUGGCAGGGCAAGUGCUAAAAAAUCUAGGAGGGAUAGUCCAGAUGUGAGAAGAAGCAAUAGCUUGUUUAAAAAUAGACUAAGUUCUUCUUGCAACAAAGAAAAUAGAAUUCCUAAUAGCAACGAUAAAAGAACAAUGUCUUCUGCAUAAUAUAGUUAGAAUAGUAGUGGAUAAGAUAAUUUUUUUUCUUAGCAAGUAAACUAAAAUCAACCUUAUAGCUACUACUCUGAAAAAAGAAGUAAGGGUUAGCAUCAGUAGCACAUGGAUUCAAUAUGGGAGGCUAAUGAAAAAGAUUUCUCUAUAUACAAAGAUGAUAAUUUUAGAAGUGAACAUAGAAGAUAAAAUUUUGGAUCUUCGCAAAAAUAGAAGUAAAUAUUUUCUUUUGGAGAAUAAGAUCAAUCGUUUUUCGCUGAUAGUGGAAAUAAAAGUAGAUAAUUUGGACCAAGUAAUAACUUUACUGAAACUAAAGACAUUUUUUUUACUGAUAGAUAGCCUGUAAAAUAAAUAAUUCCUGAUAAACCAUCUCAAAAUUUGUUUUAAAACCCACAAAAUAAUAUUUUUAAAUAAACUCCGAAUCCAAUUAUAAUUCAAACUAACUAAAGUCAAAACUAACAACAAACGAUUUUCAAUGGAAAUACCAAACCAUCUAAUUUAUUUUGCAAUUAAGCUGACAACACUCUUUAAGCUGGUAGCAUAUUUGCUACAACCUCUAAUAGUGAUAAAAAUAUUUUCAAUAAAAAUAACAAAGCUAAAGAUAUUUGGAAUACAGGUAAAAAAGAUCUUUUCUAAUAUGAAGGAAAACCAGAAAAUAAAUCAUUGUAAAAUCCAAUCUUACUAAGCACAAACUUAUUUUAGUAGAAUAAUGAGAAUACCUAUGCAAUAAAUAACAACAACUCUAUCAAAAAUACGAAUAAUAGCAUUAAUAAUUUUAAUUAAAUAAAUUAAAGUCUUGCAAGUUCUAACUAACAAAAUCAAAUUUUUCCAUCUAUUCAAUAAAUGAAUACCUCUUCUGAACCACUUAAUUUAUUUCAAAAUGCUUCUUGUAACUUUAAUAAUAAUUCCAUUUAAUCUAUCAUACCACAAUAACCACUUACAAUAAACAACAAUAAUAAUAUUAUAUAAAACCCAAUAUAAAAUUUAGCUCAAAACCAAAUUUAAAAUUUGAUUUAAAACCCUAUUCAAAAUUUAGUUCAAAAUCCCAUAACUUUGAAUAAUUAAAAUAUAGCUUUAUUAGACAAUCAAAAUUUAGAAAAAAUGUCUUUAUAAUAAUAAAGUAAUAAUAUAGUUUCUCAAACUACUUUGCUAAACGGUAGUUUUUCUAAUAACUCAAUUGGAGUUAACAACAACCCUUUUUCUCAAUAAGAAAGGUUUUAUUUCAAAGGAGUAAAGCAUACAUUUGCUCAGUAUGAAAAUUUAGCAAAACUUCCUUAAAAUCAAGAAAGCAAGCUUCCAUCUAACAGGUUAAGAGUUUAAAAAAUAUUGCUGGAUUCAAGAAAUUUCAAAGAUCCAAACAAAAGAGCUCAAAAGUUAAAAGAAAUAGAAAAAAUUUAUAAAUGCUGCAAAGAACCAUUUAAAUCAGAUUAUUAAAAAUAUUGGAACACUGGAGAGCACUGUGAUUUUACUCUUUCGCUAGAAAAUGAUUAAGAUGCCUUUUAUAAAUUGCACAAAGUAGUUGUUAGCCAUUACUCUGAAUAUUUUAGAAAACUGUUUAAUGAGCAAAAAUUUACUCAUUUUACUUUAAAAUAAAAUAAUUUCAAUAACGAAGCUGUCAGACUUAUGUUUAAGUGGAUGUAUUUUAAUGAGCUUCCUGCUCAUGAAUGGGAAGAAAUGUCAUUUAAACAAGCUUAAUAAACACUUAAUUGCGCUCUCUACACUAAAACAUGGGAAUUCCUUGUUUAAGUUAUCAUCAAAGUCAUAAUUCCAAAGAUGACGAGUGAAAAAUUAAUUGAUUUCUUGAUUUUAAGCGAGUAUUUACCAAAUUACUUUGCUAAUAGGAAAGAUGAUGAGUCUUUAAGCUUGCUGUUUGGAGUUUUAAAGCUAUUAUAAAACUAUUGCAUUUUAUAUUUCUCUAAUAACUCUAUUGAAAUAAUAGAAAAAACAGAAGAUCUAAAAAUACAAUAAUUGGUUGAAUUGAAUUCAGACUUAAUUUUUACUCUUGUUAAUGAAACUUGCUUAAAAUUUGACACAUUAGAUCAUUUAGAGAGACUAUUUAUCUGGCUAAGCAAAUAAGCUCCAGUUUACUUCGGGAGAAACAUAGUCGAAUUGUGCUCAUUUUUUGAGAGCCAGUAUCUGAGUAUACAAUAAUUUGAUAAAAUUUAUAUGCCUUUUGAUAAAGAAAUAAAAUCUCUAAAGAGCCAUCUAGCCUACACAACUCCUUACUUUGAUAAAACUCCAAAUUUGAUGAAAGAAACUCCAACUAAGAGCGCUUAGAAGGUGUAAAAUGAAGGAAUGUUUGAUGAAGACGAUAUUGUUUUCACUGAAAUUGAAAAUAUUGAGCUUUCUAAAAAAGAGUGGCCUAGUUCUAAUCUUAUAAAAUAGUCAUUGAAAGAAGAAUAUGGUAAAUAAAGGGAUGCAAUAUUCAGUAGAGCUUGCGACUUUACUUUCUAAUUUAAAAGACCUGAUAUUCCAACAGUGUUUAUUAGUGAAGAAUUUUACUCAUAUUCAAGGAAAUGGAGAAUUAUUUUAAUUGUAGAUGGAGGAGAAGACUAAAACAUUUCUGUAUUCGUAAGAGAAAGUGGUUAAAGGUCUUAGAAGGAGUUAGAUGUGAAUCUCUAUAGCGAAAGAAUUCUGUUCUCAAGUACUUUAAUCAGAGUAGAAUUUCAAGAUAGAAAAUCAUGUGCUUUUGAUAUGUUUUACUCAUUUGCCAACAAUCAAAAUAUGACUGUUGGAAGAAAUAAAUUUUGUCAGGCUAAAAGAAUAGCAGAUGCAUAAACUCAUAAUAUUAAAAUAAAUGUUUGGGUUGAAGAGUUGAAAUGUCAUAGUGGGUUAAUGCAUUACAUUUCCUAGAAACUAGUCUAAUUAAUAGGAAACGGAUUUAAUGAAGAUCAAAAGAAACUUGCUGAAAGUGAAAUAGAGUAAUCUAAUAAAAAAAGAAUGAUCAACAAUGAGCCUGUAUCGAAUAGAAGAUAGUCUGAUAGAGUUAUGGAAGCCUUGCUUGACAAAGAAUGGGAUAAAAUUACAGCUUAAAUGGACGAAGAAGGAAAAAUCUUAUCUCCUAUUAAAUCAAGAAUGAGUGUUAAUAGAAUUGCAAAGGAUAACUUUUAGUAAAAGACUAAAGAGCUAAACAUAUUUUCUUUGCCUGUAUUUGAGGCUUAUUACAUAUUAACUUGUGAUAAUCUCAACAUAAAUCACGAAAAAUAUGCAAUUCAUCUUAUUUACCGAGUUUGUUUAAAUAAAAGCGAUAUUGAAAUAGAUCUAUUAUUACAUGGAGUUAGAUUUAGCUAUUUAGACUUAGAUUAGAUGCUCAAUUUAGCAAGAGAUCAUAACGCUAUAAAAAGAAAUAAGUAUUUUUAAAGCAUGAUUAGAAAAGAAUUAAAUUAAAGAUUUGAGAUGUAUCAAGAAAAAAUUGUUCCUCUUUAAAAAGGAAGAAACCAUUACGACUAUGCUCAAUUUUAUAAAAAUCAAAAUAGAAAAGAUUUCAAAUAAAAUUUCCUAGAUUGGUUAUUUAAUUAAGAGCAUCAUCCAGGAUUUAAGAGUGAGAUUCAAAAGAUUUAGAAUGCAAUCAAAGCUUAAAUGGAAGAGUUAAGGCAAAAAGAAUUCGAAAUAAAUUAGUAAUUCAUGAAACUAAAACAAGAAUAGGCAAACAUGAAAGUGAAAUAAUUAUAUACCAAUAGUGUUGGUUAAAAAAUGCCAUAUACCUCUUCUGCAAGCACGAAUCCAUCUAAUAACAGCCAAAAUGGAAGCAUUUAAAGCCAAGCCAGUAGCUUUGAUGAUAAUUUAAAUAGAAGAAAUGUUAUUUAAGCUCCUUCUUAUACUCAAACAGAGCCGAGAGUGAUUUACGGUUAAAAUGGGUAACCUUUGUUAAAUUUAUCUAAUCAAGAAAGAUAAAGAUUGAAAAGUGUUAUGGACUUCAAUAACAACAAUAUGCCUUACAUAAGUAGUUCUAAAUCUAUAGAAAAAGAUAAUUGCACUAUUUUUUGA